Scomber japonicus (chub mackerel) is the source of this 3376-nucleotide messenger RNA. RefSeq names its product dermatan sulfate epimerase (gene dse). Gene Ontology annotation, molecular function: chondroitin-glucuronate 5-epimerase activity. Bases 227 to 3097 code for a protein of 956 amino acids. The record is from RefSeq and is a predicted model, not a curated record. NCBI's taxonomy places the organism in Eukaryota, Metazoa, Chordata, Actinopteri, Scombriformes, Scombridae. The transcript is spliced from 6 exons.
CUCCCCUCUGCUCUCUGACUUUCUAUCGCCUCUUAAAAAAAAAAAAAGCCCCUCAAAAACAAGCCUAAAGAUUUUCCCUUCCAGCCUGAUCGAUCAGCUCUCUGGACCCUCCGCAGUGACUGGGGGAGAAAUGCGUCUAGUGGCAGCGGGACCUCUGCUGUGUGAGAGCCGCUUCUGACAGCUGAGCUCCUUCGGCAAUGCCACGGUCCCCCUCUCUGAUGAGACCAUGAGAACCCACACCCGCGGGGCCCCCACAGUCUUCUUCAUAAGUCUGCUGUGGCCCCUGCUGCUCGCCCCGGCUGCCGCGGAGGUGGACCCCGGUGGAGGAAUCCCCUUCAUGGGAGGCAACUACAAUGGUCAUCCCAUGCUGUACUUCGGAAGGGGGGACGUUGAGGAGCUCCAGUUCGCCGCCGCAGGGAGUCAUCAGGAGAUGGCGAGGCGGAUCCGGCUGGCCGGGGAGACUAUGCUGGAGCACCCGGAGGAGUACCUGCCCCCCUGGAGCCCCGCUGAGUUCAGCGCCCGUUGGAACGAGGUGUACGGAAACAACCUGGGUGUGCUGUCCAUGUUCUGCCUGCUGUACCCACACAGAGCCGGGGCGCUGGACCUGGCCAAGGACUACAUGGAGAGGAUGGCGGCUCAGCCUAGUUGGUUGGUGAAAGACGCCCCUUGGGAUGAGGUGCCCUUGGCGCACUCUUUGGUCGGGUUCGCCACCGCUUACGACUUCCUGUACGAGUACUUGAACAAGGGCCAGCAGGAGCGUUUCCUCCAAGUGAUCGGCAACGCCUCCCGUCUCAUGUACGAGAAGUCCUACGUCCGAGGCUGGGGGUUCCAGUACCUACACAACCACCAGCCCACCAACUGCGUGGCUCUGCUCACAGGAAGCCUGGUUUACAUGACCCAAGGUUAUCUUCAGGAGGCCUACCUGUGGACCAAGCAGGUGCUGUCCAUCAUGGAGAAGUCCAUGAUCCUUCUUCAGGAUGUGACGGAUGGCUCCCUGUAUGAAGGAGUGGCCUAUGGGACUUACACCACCCGCUCUCUGUUCCAGUACAUGUUCCUGGUGCAGCGCCACUUCUCCAUCAGCCACUUCGACCACCCCUGGCUCCUGAAACACUUCGCCUUCCUGUACAGGACCAUACUUCCUGGAUUCCAGCGGACUGUAGCCAUUGCAGAUUCCAACUACAACUGGUUUUACGGGCCGGAGAGUCAGCUGGUCUUCUUGGACCGCUAUGUGUUGCGUAAUGGCAGUGGAAACUGGCUGGCAGAGCUGAUUCAUCAGAACAGGGUGACAGACGGGCCAGGGCAGGCUGGCAAAGGCCAGCGAUGGUGUACUCUCCACACGGAGUUCAUCUGGUAUGAUCCAGGCCUGUCUCCCAAGCCUCCAUCAGAUUUUGGAACAUCUCAACUCCACCACUUUGAGGACUGGGGUGUGGUGACCUACGGCAGCGCUUUACCUGCAAACACCAACCACUCCUUUCUCUCCUUCAAGUCAGGGAAACUGGGGGGACGUGCCAUUUUUGACAUUGUUCACAAGAACAAGUACAAAGAGUGGAUCAAGGGGUGGAGGAACUUUAACGCUGGCCACGAGCACCCUGAUCAGAACACUUUCACCUUUACGCCCAAUGGUGUUCCAUUCAUCACUGAGGCACUAUACGGACCCAAGUACACUUUGCUGAACAAUGCAGUGUUGUUCAGCUCGGUCCUCUCAGGGAGUUGCUUCAAGCCGUGGGCUGGACAGGUGACGGAGGCCUGCGACUCCAAGUGGUUGACUUACAAAGUGGGGCUUGCAGCUGAUGCCCAGGGCAGAGUCGAAGCUGCCAUGGAGAGACAGGGAAUGGUUUUCAUCCGCGGGGAGGGACAUUCCGCUUAUCAUCCAGAGCUGAAGAUCCGAAACUUUCAAAGGAACCUGCUCCUCCUUCACCCACAGCUUCUGCUCCUGGUGGACCACAUCCACCUGGAUGCUGACAGCCCAACCAGGGCCAUGAGUGCCUUCUUUCACAACACAGAUCUGCCAUUCCAGGACACAAAAGUAGAUGGUGUUCAUGGAGCAUUUGUAUCACACGGUCAGGACAAGUAUAAGAUGUUCUGGAUGGAUGACACAGGCUACAGUAGCAGAGGGAUGUUAGGUUACUGGAAUUACCCUCGAGGGUACCCGUAUAACGGCUCCAACUAUGUGAACGUCACAAUGCCAUUGAGGUACCCUCACACCCGGGUGGCCUACAUUUUCUUUGGACCAGGGGUGGAUGUGCAGAGCUUCAGCCUGCGUGGUGAUGACCAGCGGGUGGAUAUUUACCUGGCUACCAAGGACCACACCUACACCAUCUACCUUCUGACCGGAGAGGUCACCAGCAAGCCUCUUUUUGCCAUGGUGCUGUUGGACCACAAGAAGAUCGUAUUCGAGAAGGCGGCGGCUGUGAUGGAGAGCUCACCAGAGGAAGUAGAGGAAUACGUCAACGUGAUGGAGGACAACCUCCAGCAUGUCAAACCCGUCUUCCAGCAGAUGGAGAGACACAUCCUGGGAAGGGUUCUCAACACUGCCAGCUUCCGUAAGACUGCAGAGCGCCUCCUCCAGUUCUCCGACAAAAAGAAUACGGAGGAGGUCAUCGAGAAGAUGUUCGCCAUGUCCAAGAAACAGGGCAAGGGUAAGGCGGGGAAGAAAGUGAACCUCGGGGAGAAGCUUUCUGAGAGUCUACCUGACAUUUUUGCACAGAUUGAGGUGAGUGAAAAAAAGGAGAGACAGAGGACUUCAAAGCGUGUUUAUGAGGACAGCCCAGAGGAAGGAGACGCAGAGUCUCGGGCCUUUAUGGAUUAUCCAGACGGCCGCAAAAACAGAAAGGGGGGCUUUGUAAAGGGCCGCAAAUUUAAGGAGGUUCACAUGGUGGCCACUGCAGGGAGCGAGGGUCUGUCCAGCACAGCCUCUUAUAUAAGACUGUUCCUUCUCCUCAACACUGCCACCUUCUUUUUGUUGCUGGCUGUGUUACUGACUCGCUUUCAGAGGGGUCGAAGCUUGCACACGCAGAGAUGUUUCUACACCAUCCUCCUGAUUGACUGCUUCAUCUUACUGUACCUCUACUCCUCCUGCUCUCACACACAGUGUUAACAUCAUGGGCGUGUGAGGGGUCAUCCAACUACAGAUCGACUGACCUGUUGUUGAUGGUGAACGAAAUGCACCCCACACCUCAGUCUGAGCCAGAUCUACUUCUGACAGAGUAAUUAGGGUCACUGUUAAGAAACAAAAAUAGACAUUUUUGAGUAUAAAGUUGUAAUAUUUUGAGAAUAAUGUCAUAAUUGUCCAAGAAAAGGUUGUAUUAUUAUGGGUUUUUUAAUAGUCAUACGCAAUCUAUUAGAUUUUACUGAAACGGUUACAAAAUGCAUCAGG